This is a messenger RNA of Cladocopium goreaui, 573 nucleotides long. The record is from the annotation of a GenBank genome assembly. NCBI's taxonomy places the organism in Eukaryota, Dinophyceae, Suessiales, Symbiodiniaceae.
GCGACUUGGCCAAGACCGAACAAAAGUUGGACCCAUCGAGGCCCGUGUCCCAAGCCUCCACAGCCCUGGACUCGCGGCCGCAAUCCGCAGCGAGGGCUAGCAGCGGUACCGACUCCCGGCCACAGUCAGCAAGGCCGAGACAUCUUCCAGUCUCGAGGCCCAGUAGCGCGGUGCCGGGGCAGCCGGGGCAGCCGGGGCAGCCGAGGUCCGUUCGGCCGCAAUCUGCCAGGCCCAGCAGUGCUGUGCUGCCCAGAACUACAGCGUCUAGGCCGCAGUCCUCUGGUGAGACUUUGGAGCAGUUCGGCGUCCGAAGUGUUCGGCCAUUGUCUGCCAGGCCGGCCUCUCAUGGAGGUGAUCCCCUGAGUGGAGGAGAUUUCAGGCUUCCUGAGCUGGAUGUGCUUCUGGACUUGGAGUUGGAGGUGGCUGAAAUCAAUGGUCAACCUUUGGAGGAUGAGCAACCCUUGGAAUCUACGGCCUCAGCUAGGAGGCUACAGCGCAGCAGCAAGGCCUCCGGCGACUCGGAGGCUUCGGAGUUCAUCUAUCAAGGUCAACCGUUGCUCCCCCUGCCAGACG